AUGAUUAUGAGGAAAAGGAAGAAUGACGCUGAAACAUAUCCAGCAAAAGUGAUGCUGGUACGUGCUUUCCAACAUGCCUUCAGCACUAAUGACUGCUCCAGGAAUGUCUAUAUCAAGAAGAAUGGCUUUACUUUACAUCGAAACCCCAUUGCUCAGAGCACUGAUGGUGCAAGGACCAAGAUUGGUUUUAGUGAGGGCCGCCAUGCGUGGGAAGUAUGGUGGGAGGGCCCUCUGGGCACUGUGGCAGUAAUUGGAAUUGCUACAAAACGGGCCCCCAUGCAGUGCCAAGGUUAUGUGGCAUUGCUGGGCAGUGAUGACCAGAGCUGGGGCUGGAAUCUAGUGGACAAUAAUCUGCUGCAUAAUGGAGAAGUCAAUGGCAGUUUUCCACAGUGUAAUAAUGCACCAAAAUACCAGAUAGGAGAAAGAAUCCGAGUCAUCUUGGACAUGGAAGAUAAGACUUUAGCAUUUGAACGUGGAUAUGAAUUCCUGGGGGUGGCCUUCAGAGGACUUCCAAAAGCCUGCUUAUAUCCAGCAGUUUCUGCUGUAUAUGGCAACACAGAAGUGACUUUGGUUUACCUUGGAAAACCUUUGGAUGGAUGACAGUGGCUUUUUUGGGUUGAAAGACAGAGUAGAGGAGACCUAUUUGUGGAAAGUAGAAUCAUGAAGUGACAGUCAUGUGUGCAUGUCCAAGAAACAUCCUGAAAACACAUGAAGUUGUAAACUGGAGAAGCAACUCUACAGCAGAGAUUAUCUUAGUGUUUCCUCUUUCCACUGGGCCAGAAUAAUCCUCAGGGUUGCAGUUGGUUGAGUGGGCAGUUAACAUAUGCAUGAUACAACAGAUUUAUCUCUUAAGUUGUCAAUGUGUUCUUUCCAGCGUUAAAGGUGAGAUGUUAGAGGUGCUGUAAAAGGGAUAAGAUAAGGAAAAACAAGAUUUUUAAGUAGUUUGUUUGUGAAGAAAGAUUGAUUCCAUCUUACAACUGCCUGUUCUUUCUCCAGUCUCCAGUCCUUUUUUUUCCCCCCAGCCAGCUUGACUAUUAGAUAAGUAUGAAACUGGUUGGGGUUUAUUUAAUAUUUUUAAUAUAUUGAGAAGCAUGGUCUGCCUGGACUGCACUUCUCUAGCAAUGAGAAAUAAAAUUGUGCAGGUAUUUUAAAAGUUGUAUAUACAAUAUGUGUGUAAAAAAAAAAGGACAAAGGGUUGCUUUGUUCUAGUUAAAUUUCUUAAACAGACCACUACAUGGUACAAAAUUAGAAUAAUAUUCGGGGGAAAUUGGGUAACCAUAAAGAAGAGGACUUUAAGAGGACAUGUGUUGUGUUGGCUCAUUUUGUGUUAUUUUUGGUUUACAGUUCCUAUAGCUAUUACAGUUGUCUUUAAAAAAA
Dipodomys ordii (Ord's kangaroo rat) is the source of this 1377-nucleotide messenger RNA. It is a transcript of the gene Fbxo45, whose product is annotated as F-box protein 45. Lineage: Eukaryota; Metazoa; Chordata; Mammalia; Rodentia; Heteromyidae. Gene Ontology annotation, biological process: synapse assembly involved in innervation; proteasome-mediated ubiquitin-dependent protein catabolic process. The transcript has 3 exons. Bases 1 to 600 code for a protein of 199 amino acids. Gene Ontology annotation, cellular component: SCF ubiquitin ligase complex; synapse. Gene Ontology annotation, molecular function: protein binding. The record is from RefSeq and is a predicted model, not a curated record.